This is a messenger RNA of Fraxinus pennsylvanica, 1161 nucleotides long. Lineage: Eukaryota; Viridiplantae; Streptophyta; Magnoliopsida; Lamiales; Oleaceae. The record is from the annotation of a GenBank genome assembly.
AUGGGUCGAUCUCCUUGUUGUGAUAAAGUUGGUUUGAAGAAAGGGCCAUGGACACCUGAAGAAGAUCAAAAACUUCUUACUUAUAUUGAAGAACAUGGCCAUGGAAGCUGGCGAGCUUUGCCUGCAAAAGCUGGGCUUCAGAGAUGCGGGAAGAGUUGCAGAUUGAGAUGGACUAACUAUUUGAGACCUGAUAUCAAAAGAGGGAAGUUCAGUUUACAAGAAGAGCAGACCAUCAUUCAACUCCAUGCCCUCCUAGGAAACAGAUGGUCGGCUAUAGCCACACAUUUGCCCAAACGAACAGAUAAUGAAAUCAAGAAUUAUUGGAACACACAUUUGAAGAAAAGAUUGGACAAAAUGGGAAUCGAUCCGGUGACCCACAAGCCGAAAAACGAUACUCUCAAGUCAAGCGAAGGUCAGUCGAAAAAUGCAGCUAAUCUUAGCCAUAUGGCUCAAUGGGAGAGUGCCCGUUUAGAGGCCGAGGCACGACUUGCUAGACAAUCCAAGUUACGUACAAAUUCUUUCAAGAAUCCUCUCAAUUCGUCUGAAUUUAGCUCGAGUACUUCGAGCCCGAUGAACAUGCCUGUCGGCCCGGCACGAUGUCUCCACAUACUUAAGGCGUGGAAUGGCGGUGCUAGUGGUGAUGGUGCUAUGGUGGGACUUGGUUGUGAACUUGAAUCCCCCACCUCUACACUUAGCUAUUCGGAGAAUGCUCCACCUAUGUCCACCACCGGAAUCGGAGAGAACUCGACUGCAUUUGUGGACUUUGUGGGUAACUCGUCCGGAUCCUCUGAGGCCGGAAUCAUGAAAGAAGAGGGCGAAGAGGAUUGGAAAGGCUUCGGGAACUCAACACUUGCAAAUUCAGUAUCGUUUACCUCCGGAAUCCAUGACAUUUCAUUGCCAGUGGAAAAUGCAUGGGAAUCACAAUCUCUCGUGGCAAAUUCUGAGCAUGUUCCAAGUGGAAACUUUGUGGAGAGAUUCACAGACCUUCUGUUAAGUACUGCCGGUGGUGACCGAAGUUUCUCCGGCGAUGGUGCCGGAGAGUCUUUUAACUGCGGCGGCCCUAGUGGCAGUGGUAGUGAUCAAUAUGAAGAUGACAAGAAUUAUUGGAAUAGUAUUCUUAAUUUGGUGAAUUCUUCGAAUUCUGGUUCACCAACGUUUUAA